Messenger RNA from Oreochromis aureus, 3109 nucleotides. It is a transcript of the gene pals1b, whose product is annotated as membrane protein, palmitoylated 5b (MAGUK p55 subfamily member 5). Bases 367 to 2319 code for a protein of 650 amino acids. Gene Ontology annotation, molecular function: protein binding. Gene Ontology annotation, cellular component: adherens junction; plasma membrane. The record is from RefSeq and is a predicted model, not a curated record. Lineage: Eukaryota; Metazoa; Chordata; Actinopteri; Cichliformes; Cichlidae. Gene Ontology annotation, biological process: generation of neurons; morphogenesis of an epithelial sheet; protein localization to plasma membrane. The transcript is spliced from 14 exons.
GAAACAACAGGCGCAGUUCCACAGCAAUGGCCACAAGUGUUCCCGAUUGUGCCCGGACAAAACUCACAGCAGCGGCUGAACGUGGUCCUCUGAAGACCGGGAGACACGUCUUGCUUAUCCUGCUCGUACUUGUGUGAACAAAUCACACGUUUUCUGAGCGACGGACAGUAAAAUAAUACGAAAAUCUCAUCCACUUCGCUCUUUAUAAAGCGGAUGACAAAUUCCAGAAAAAGGGAAAAGGACUACAUCUUCCACUGCUUCAGUAUGGCCCCUGAGUUGAGCAGUCUCAGCAUCAGUCCCUCCUAACACUCCAGCAGAUCUCAGGAAACACUGGAGUGGUUUGAGCGGUACACUGCUGCAGCAGGGAUGAUCACAUCCCAUAUGAACGGUUAUGUCCAAGAGGCCUCAGGCCUGAUCAAGAGCCACAGGGAGAGGGCCGUGGACUGUCCAGGGGAUGAAAGCAACCUUGUCAAAUCUCCACAGUCCAGUGCCCACAUGGAGAGGAUCCAGCAUUACCAAGAGGAGCUGAGAAAAAGGAGGGAAGAGGACAGCAGGUUGAAGCAUGAAAUUGACCUCAACGCUUCCCUAAGGCUCAAGAAGCUGUCACAGAACCCUAAAGUGGGCAUUGACAAUCCCACCUUUGAGGGAAAGGAAAAGGCCACCAAAGACACAUGUUCCCUGGAUUCUGUAGUCGAGCUGGAGGAGUUGCUGCAGACUCUGAAGUGGGUGCAGCACUGCUUGACUGAUGCUCAGAGCCAGCAGGAUGUGGAGCUGAUAACGCAGCUCCUCACCAAGGAAGACUUCAGGACUGCCUAUUCAAUAUACAGCGCUGUGUCUCAGCAGAUGAGCAGAGUCAGUCCCACCCCCCCCCUUACAUCACAAGCUCAAGACCUCUGCCUGGAGGUACAGAAGAUUCUCCAGUCCAGCCAACAUAAGGAGGGUUUAGAGCUCAGAGCUCUGCUCACCAAUCCUCAUCUCCAGGCACUGAUGCAGGCCCAUGACAGCGUGGCGGUGCAGGAAAUGGCAGAGGAAAGUGUGACCCAGUACCUUGGAGAGACGGUUAAAUUAGUGCGGCUGGAGAAGGCCAGAGACACUCCACUGGGUGCAACAGUACGUAAUGACGUGGACAGUGUGGUGGUGAGCCGUGUUGUAAAGGGCGGAGCAGCAGAGCGCAGUGGCCUCCUCAGUGAAGGAGAUGAGAUCCUGGAGAUCAACGGGAUUUCUAUCCGUGGGAAACACGUCAAUGAAGUCCACGACUUGCUGCAACAAAUGCAUGGCACUCUGACCUUCCUCCUCAUCCCCAGCUCUCAGAUUAAACCUGCCCCGCACAGACAGACUGUGAUGCACGUACGAGCGUACUUUGACUACGACCCGUCUGAUGACCCCUUCGUGCCGUGUCGAGAGCUGGGCCUGUCCUUCCAGAAGGGAGAUAUACUCCAUGUCAUCAGCCAGGAUGACCCCAACUGGUGGCAAGCCUACAGGGAUGGAGAUGAGGAAAACCAGCCCCUGGCUGGACUCAUUCCAGGUAAGAGCUUCCAGCAACAGAGAGAGACCUUAAAGAAAACUCUAACAGACAGAAGUCGAGAGCAGCAAGGGAAGAAUUGGUAUCCAAAGAAGAGUAAGAAACAGAGGAAGAAGAGCACGUCACAGUCGAGCAAAAGCACAGACUACGAUGACAUCCUGACCUAUGAGGAGAUGUCACUCUAUCACCAGCCUGCCAACCGCAAACGCCCCAUAGCUCUGAUCGGCCCAACAAACAGCGGUCACGAUGAGCUGCGCCGGAGGCUUCUUUCCAUCGAACCCGAGAAGUUUGCCGUCGCUGUUCCACACACAACCAGGAGCCCGAGGAUACAUGAGCGGAAUGGGCGCGAGUACCAUUUUGUAACUCGUUCUGCCUUUGAAGCCGACUUGGCGACGGGGAAGUUCAUCGAAUCGGGGGAGUACGAGAAGAACUUGUACGGCACCAGCACAGACUCCGUCCGACACGUCAUCAACUCUGGACGCAUCUGUCUGCUCUGCCUACACACAAGGUCACUGCGAGUCCUGAGAUCCUCCAACCUUAAGCCAUAUGUGAUCUUCAUAGCGCCUCCUUCUCAGGAGCGACUACGCACCCUGCUGGCCACAGAGGGGAAAACACCAAAGCCGGAGAUGCUGAAGGAGGUCAUUGAAAAGGCCCGCGAGAUGGAGCAAAAUUUCGGCCACUACUUUGAUGCGACCAUCUUGAACAUGGAUCCAGACCAGGCUUUCCACGAGCUGCGCAGGCUGAUAGAUAAACUGGACACUGAGCCCCAGUGGGUGCCCACGUCCUGGCUGUGUUAGAGGUCACUGCGUCCCAGCACCAUGAUUUGGAGGAGGUAAACAGAAGACUGGAGAGUGAAAAACAAACCAAGGACGGUUGGUAAACUGUCACUGGAAUUUGACUUGCACAUUUUCCUCGUUUGUAGAGGAGGUGAUCGUUACAGGGAUGGACUCAAUUUUAAUCUUUGAUUUUGUUGUCGGUGUGUGUGUCUGUUGGUGAUUUUUGUUUCUCUGUUGAUCGCAGUUUUAUGCAAAGUCAUUUAUCAACAAAAUAGAACCAUUUCUAUUCUAUGCUUAAUAGUUAUUUAUAAUUGUACAUACAUAUUUUCUAGACCAAAGGAUCAAGUGUUGUGUGUGUGAGAGUCUUUAUGUGUUGGUUUUUAAUUGACUCCCUGAUGAAGCAGCAGAUCAGAAACUCCUUAGGUACCAAACAGAAGAGAAGCAUCAGUGCUUUAAGUGGCUGCAGGGCACCGUCUUCCACUCAGAAGUACAGGAGAGAGAUCUGCUGUAAUCUGCACAGUUUGGAGGUACUUCCAUUGUCAGUAUUUUAUUUUGUGUCUCAUUUUAUGAUUUUACGCUGUGAUAACAAACCACUGUAGCUGGUUGUCGUUACAAACAGUAAUGCUGCUAAGUACUGCUGAGUUUCUGGUUUUAUUUUUUUUGUUUUUCUAUCAGUAUUGAUAAGAGCUGUUAUCAGUUAGUGUGAUUCCAAUUCCAACAAAUACUGUAUUGAUUCUUUGCAGUUCAUUUGCAAAUUCAUAGGCACAAUUCUGUGCUCAUGAAUUGUUAAUAAAAUAAAACACAUGUGAAC